AUGCGGAGCAAGUUGCUGAAAUUCGUCCCUCAGUUCUUCUGUCAGCUAAAAGUGCAUUAUAAUAGCGGAAACGAGAGAGUUCGAUUAUUGCUAGAUUCAGAUUCUGAACUCACGGUCGUCGCAGAGGAAUUAGUUCACCGACUACAUUUAAACAGGCGAACCGCGUCUAUUCCUCUCAUCGGCAUCGGUGCUGGUUGCACAAUACAAGCACACAUCUUGCCUCGUUUGACGCGAAAGCUACCAUCAAUUGACGUAUCUAAACAAUUUUGGCCGCAUCUUCAGAAGCUUCAAUUAGCUGAUCCAGAUUUCGGAAUACCAAGGCCCGUUCAGAUACUCAUAGGUGCCGAUUAUCAUGGGGAAAUUAUUAAAUCAAGGAUCAUCAGAGGCGAAAUCAAUUCUCCCAUUGCCCAAUUAACUAUAUUCGGAUGGGUUCUAUUCGGGCCAGCUUCACCUUCAGAUACAUCUUCUCCAUCUUCAGCCAUAGGAUCUCAAUGCUCUCGAGAUCAUAACUUAGAAGAGCUUCUUACUAGAUUCUGGAUUCAAGAGGAACUACCACAAAGAGAACAACAUGCUCUAAAACUUUGUGAUACCAGCUGCGAAAUGCAUUUUCAAGCAACUCAUUCACGAGACAAAACUGGGCGAUUUGUUGUGCGAUUACCAUUAAAAUCAUCUGCAUCAGCAUUGGGAAAUUCCACUACACCAGCUCUCAGAUGUUUAUCCAGAAUAAACCGUUGUUUCUGUACCGAUUCGUCUUACAAAAGGCGGUAUACAGAAUUUAUUCAGGAAUACGAAGCUUUAGGUCAUAUGAAACUAGUUUUCCCAGAAGAAAUAGGCAACAAGCCAGCUUGUUAUUUACCUCAUCACGGUGUUCUACGAGAGCAAAAUCGGACGACGAAAUUACGAGUUGUAUUUAAUGGAUCAAGUCCUACAAGCUCCGGUCUUUCCCUAAAUGAUAUAUUAUAUUCCGGCCCAAAAUUACCAGAUAUCACGCAAGUAUUACUAUGGAUUCGAAAAUUUCAAUAUAUUUUUGGCACGGACAUAAUUAAAAUGUUGACAACAGUCACUUAUGGACUAAAUUGUGCUCCCUAUUUAGCAUUAAGAUGUUUACAGCAGCUCAUUAAGGACGAAGGAAAUCGAUUUCCUCUUGCCAUCCCUGCCAUGCCUAAGGAUCGUUACAUCGACGAUAUUUUCGGAGGAGCUGAAUCAAUUAAUGAACUUCAAAAGAUUGUUCUUCAAUUAAUUGCAAUCUGUAAAGCGGGCGGAUUUUCCUUACAAAAAUGGAGUAGUAACAAUUUAAAUGUGUUCGCGAACAUGCCCAAAAUUCUUGAAAAAAUCACUUCUACCGUGGAAUUGGAAUCCUCUCAA
Molecule: messenger RNA, 1365 nt
Organism: Harpegnathos saltator (Jerdon's jumping ant)
Lineage: Eukaryota; Metazoa; Arthropoda; Insecta; Hymenoptera; Formicidae
Exons: 3
Source: RefSeq, a predicted model, not a curated record